Molecule: messenger RNA, 540 nt
Organism: Lycium ferocissimum
Lineage: Eukaryota; Viridiplantae; Streptophyta; Magnoliopsida; Solanales; Solanaceae
Exons: 2
Coding region: 1-540 (179 amino acids)
Biological process (GO): chromatin remodeling
Cellular component (GO): nucleus
Source: RefSeq, a predicted model, not a curated record
AUGACCACCAUGUGCUUGGACGAGGUGGAUAAGAAGCGCUUUUGGGAGGAUUUGGAUGAGGUGGUGGGAGGUCUACCACCCAUUGAGAAGUUAUUUAUAGAAGGAGAUUUCAAUGGACACGUAAGAUCUAUUCCAGGGGGUUAUGACAAUGUGCAAGGAGGUUUCGGCUUCGGGGACAGGAACGGAGGAGGAGUCUCUCCAUUGGAUUUCGCGAAAGCUUUUGAAUUGGUGGUAGCUAAUUCGAGUAUCCCGAAGAAGGAAGAUCACUUGGUUACCUUCCGUAAUUCGGUGGCAAAGACUCAAAUAGACUUUUUGCUCCUUAGGAAGUAUGAUAAAGGUAUUUGUAAGGACCACAAGGUUAUUCCGAGUGAGAACCUUACGACCCAACAUAAGCUUUUGGUGAUGGAUUUGGAUAUCAAGAGGAAGAGGAGGAAGAGGGUCGUGGAUGACAGGCCAAGGAUCAAAUGGGGGAGUUUGACUAUGACUAGUGCCCAGGAGAUGGGGGAGAAGUUCAUGGCUAUGGGGGGCUUGGGACAGUAG